AGCUUCUCGAUUUUUGUCUGGUACAGUUACACGUUGGCGUGGCGAAUUACUUCGAUCGAAAGUGUAAUCAUCGGCAGAACAAAGGGAAAGGGAUCCGUGAGAUAUUCUGUGGAUCUAUUAAAGCGUCUGAAAACAGUGUGUGCGGCAGUGGCUAUUGCCGUGAUCAGUCUGACAUUUGUUUCUGCAUCACCAAAGUGCCCGGUGGAGAACACGAAUGAUACCAUCUUAAUUCCAAAUGAACAGGACUGCGCAACAUAUUACAUCUGCAACGCAGGUGUAGCAUUUUUAAUGAACUGCAGCAAGGGACUUCUCUUCAACCCUGAAUUACGAGUUUGCGACUGGCCAGAAAAUGUAAAUUGCCAAAAUUCUUCGUCCAGUGCAGCACCUACCGAAGGACCUAGCAGCACAGAAUCUUCUCAGGGACCUAAUAGUACAGAAUCUUCUGAGGAACCUAGCAGCACAGAAUCUUCCGAGGAACCUAAUAGUACAGAAUCAUCUGAGGAACCUAGCAGCAUAGAAUCUUCUCAGGAACCUAGUAAUGAAACCAGCGGCAAAUUCAGAAACAAAUUUAGCAAUGAACCCUGCAACAAACUCAACUAUGAACCCAGCGACGAAUCCAGCGACGAAUCCAGCGACGAAUCCAGCGACGAAUCCAGCGAAGAAUCCAGCGACGAAUCCAGCGACGAAUCCAACGAUGAAUCUAGCGACGAAUCCAGCGACGAAUCUAGCGAAGAAAUGAGAAAAGCA
Heterotrigona itama is the source of this 747-nucleotide messenger RNA. The record is from the annotation of a GenBank genome assembly. Lineage: Eukaryota; Metazoa; Arthropoda; Insecta; Hymenoptera; Apidae.